AUGAACAAGCCGAUCGCCAUUAUCGGUAUCUCUUUCCGGGGUCCAGGCGAUGCUCGCGACCCCGAAGCCUUCUACCGUAUGCUCAUAGAAGGUCGCAGCGCACGCACCGAGAUCCCCAAAGACCGUUACAACGUCGACGCUUUCUACCAUCCUGAUCCAGAACGGCUAGGUAGUAUCCAACAAAGACAUGCGCACUUCCUGGAACAAGACUUCAAGGUGUUCGAUGCUCCUUUCUUCAGCAUCACGCCGAAGGAAGCAAAGGCCAUGGACCCGACACAUCGCAUUCUACUGGAAGCCACGUAUGAGGGCUUCGAAAAUGCCGGCUUGACCUUGGAGCAAGUCUCAGGCACACAAACAUCCUGCUACAUCGGAACCUUCACAGCAGACUUCCCCAACCUGCAAGCCCGUGAUAACGAAGGGCCUUCAAUAUACCACGCGACUGGCAUGUCAGCAUCUCUAGCCUCCAACAGACUGUCGUGGUUCUACAAUCUGCGGGGGCCUUCACUGACAGUCGACACGGCCUGUUCAUCAAGUUUAACAGCAUUCCAUCUAGCCUGCCAAAGCAUCCGCACAGGCGAAGCCGAGAUGAGCGUGGUUGGUGGUGCUAAUCUCAUGUUCGGACCAGAUAUGUCUAUCCUCCUGGGCGCUGCCAAGAUUCUGUCGCCUGAAGGCAAGAGCAAGAUGUGGGAUGCAGACGCGAAUGGCUUCGCGCGCGGAGAAGGAUUCGGCGUUACAAUUUUGAAGCCUCUAGACGCAGCGAUCCGCGACGGCGACAACAUCCGAGCAGUCGUGCUGGCAACGGCCGCUAACGAAGAUGGUCGCACACCAGGCAUCUCGUUGCCAAACAGCGAGGCGCAACAAGAACUGAUCCGAACCGCAUACCGGCAGGCUGGUGUGGACCCAGCAGAGACAGGAUAUGUCGAAGCGCACGGAACGGGUACACAAGCCGGCGAUCCACUCGAAGCCCGAGCUAUCCUUAGAACCAUUGGAUCAGUCGAGAACCGGUCGUCAGAUCUGUACGUCGGAUCAGUCAAGACCAACAUUGGUCACCUCGAAGGCGCAGCUGGUGUAGCGGGUAUCAUCAAGGCUGCGCUGACUGUUGAGCGAGGCAUGAUACUGCCGAAUCUCUGGUUCGAGAAGCUCAAUCCCGAUAUUGAUUUACCGGAGAAUGUCAAGAUAGCUUCCAAGUUGACGCCGUGGCCACACAGCGGUCCUCGCCGCGCAAGCGUCAACAGCUUCGGUUUUGGCGGUGCGAAUGCACAUGUCAUCCUUGAGGACGCGGCAUCUUUCCUAUCACGACAUGGCUUGAAGGGUCGACAUGCGACAACGCCACCCCUUCCCAGCCCUGGCAGCGUGCGCGUUGCUGAGCUCAGUGACAGUCCUAGUAGCUCUGCAAGCACUGUUGAGACGACCAGCGGAGACUGCAGCGACAACACGAGUGAUGUUUCGAGCGAGAUCUUGCGCGACCUUCAUCCCACAUCGAGGGUGUUUGUCCUGUCUUCCAACGACCAAGAAGGAGUCAAGCGCAACGCCGAGCGCCUGCAAGACUAUCUGGCCUUGAAGACAUCCACAGUACCUUCGUUCCUCAACGACUUGGCAUUCACGCUGAGCUCCAAGAGAACCGCGUUGCCUUGGAAAUCGUAUGCCGUCGCCUCGAGCGUCAGCGGCCUGCGAGAGAAGCUUACGAGCCUUGCUCCAGUGGUCCGUUCCUCCACUUCUGCGAUACCACGAAUUGCUUUUGUCUUCACUGGCCAGGGCGCGCAGUGGCAUGCAAUGGGGAGAGGUCUUUCGUCGUACAAGGCCUUUGCUGAGAGCAUGCAGAAGUCGGAGGCCAUGCUCAAAUCGUUCGGUUGCCCGUGGAGUCUUGGUGAAGAGCUUAGUCGCAGCGAGACUGAGUCUAAGCUACGUGAGACUGACUACAGUCAGCCGGCCUGUACCGCUAUCCAGGUCGCACUCGUGGACCUCUUGAGCAGUUUCGGCGUAAGACCUGUUGCCGUUCUCGGCCACUCCAGCGGCGAAAUUGCGGCUGCGUACACUGCUGGCUUCAUCGAUCAAGAAGCGGCAGUCAAGAUUGCUUGGUUGAGAGGCCAGGUCAGCAAGACUGUGUCCAAGAACGGUGGCAUGUUGGCCGUCUCUGCAAGUGCCGAUAGCGUACAGGAUCAUCUCAAUGGCUUGGAGAGCGGUCGAGCGGUCGUGGGAUGCUUCAACUCCACCAAAGCCUGCACCAUCACCGGCGACGCUUCAGCCAUUAGUGAGCUGGAGACGCAGUUGAAGGACGCGCAAAUACCGUGCACACGACUGCCCAUGGACGUCGCAUAUCAUUCUUUCCACAUGACAUCAGCUCGCGAACAGUAUGAGAAGGCUUUGGAGGGCAUCCCACAUGGCUCCACGGCGACCGUCCCCAUGUUUUCUUCGGUGACGGGAAGUUUGGUUGAUCCUGCACAGAUGAAGCCAUCUUACUGGGUGGAUAACCUCGUGUCUCCUGUCAACUUUGUCGCGGCUACCCGCUCCCUUCUGAGCCACCCCCAAGAGAACAAGUCGCGCAAGGCCUUCGCCAACCUGUUCGUCGAGCUCGGCCCUCACUCUGCCUUGCGCAGCUACCUCCUAGACAUUUUCGCCAGUGCGAACCGUGCUGCUGAUACGACCUACACUAAUCUGCUUCGCCGCAACCACGAUGGCGCUGCUACUAUGUUGGAAGCCAUGGGCCAUCUCUGGGCGCAUGGAUGCAAAUUCGAUUUGAGCAAAGUCAAUGACGUUUCUCCCGACAACACCAGCAUGUUGGUAGACCUAGCUCCAUACGCCUGGAACCACAAGGCGUACUGGGACGAAUCCCACCUCAGCCGGCAACACCGCCUUCGCAAGUCGCCACGUACCGACCUUGUCGGCUAUCGCCUUACUGGAACGCCAGAGCACACAUGGCGCAACUUCCUGCGGUGCAACGAAAAUCCAUGGAUCCGUGAGCACAAGGUCCAGGGCGAUAUUCUGUAUCCAGGUGCGGGCAUGCUUGUCAUGGCUAUUGAAGCGGCGCACCAAUUGGCCCAGGAGACCAAUGCCGACGAAGUGUAUGGUUUCGAGUUGCGCGACGUUAGCAUCGACACUGCGCUUCGCGUACCUGAUACGGAGAAGGGUAUUGAAGUUAUGACGCAGCUACACAAUCGUCGUAUUGGAACAAGAGCAGCGCCGUCUUCCACACUUUACGAGUUUGUUGUCUCUUCCUGGAGUGAGGAGAUGAACUCUUGGAGUGCUCACGCUCGUGGCCUCGUCUCCGUCGUCUUCAAAGCCUUCUCUCCUUCGAUGGAGCGUGAGCUGGCGCUUGAGAACGAGCGCUACAUGUCGUCUCUUUCCAAGGCUAGGGAUGUCUGCCAGAAGCCGGCACGAAGCUUCUUAUACGACACAGUCGAGACGAUCGGCAUGCAAUACGGACCGACCUUCCGCAACAUGACUGAGCUGUAUGCUGGUCCUAGCUCCAGCUAUGGCAUCAUCAAGGUACCUGAUACCAAGUCAAUCAUGCCUAAGGGCUUCGAAUACCCCUAUGUCGUUCACCCUGCCACGCUGGACUCGGUCCUUCAUCUUGUCUUUCCCAGUAUAUCUGGCGACGAUCAAGCACUGAACGAGGCGGUCGUUCCCAGAUCUUUUGAUCGCAUUUUCGUUUCAGCCAGGAUCCCAAGCACCGCUGGUUCAGAGCUACAUGGCUGCUCUUCCGCGAAGAAGCUGAGCUACACAACGUGGACUUCCAGCAUCACGAUGUCCGAGGCAACCAUGACCGACCCUGUCGUCAUCAUGGAAGGCGUUGUACUGGCAUCUGUUGGUGCAACCGAGAACGCAUCGAAACAGCUUGAGACGCGUGCGUCUUGUUUCGCGCAAAACUGGCACGUGGAUGCUGAUCUCUUGUCGCCGUCUCAGAUCAAAGAACUCGUCUACAAGCGCACGUUGAAGAGUAGAGACGACGAUUCAGUCCUUGAUUUGCUCGAGUUCGUCUGCCUUGUUUACAUCUAUCGCUGCCUUGACUGGUUCCAGAGCGAAGCAGGCAAGGCACAUGUGCCGCAGGACGGCUUCUGGAAGUCGUACGUGGAGUGGAUGCAUGACACCGUAAAGCAAUUUCCUCCGCUUCCUGAAGAUGUCGAGACCGAGAUGCAGGCAGCCCGGAAACGCAUCAUCAAGUCGGAGAGCGGCGACAUCACGGUGCAGAUGGUGGACCGUAUUGGGCAGAAUCUUUCUCGCAUCUUUACGCGCGAGGUCGAGGCUCUGCAGUGCAUGACUGAGGGUGACCUUCUUUACUCCUUCUACCGCGGCGCUUUCGGUACGAGUUUCAACACCAAUGUGGCGGAGUACGUAGGUCUGAUUGCUGAUAAGCAACCUGGACUACGCAUCUUGGAGAUCGGCGCCGGAACGGGUGGUACUACAUACCAUGUUUUGGAACGUCUGCGCAACCCCGAUGGCAGCUCCAAGGCCGCUCAGUAUUACUUCACGGACAUCUCUCCUGGUUUCCUUGCCAAGGCAGCCGACCGAUUCGACAAGGACGCAUCCAUCAUGCAAUUUGGCACGCUCAACAUUGAAAACUCACCCACGGAGCAGGGGUUCAGUCCUGAGUCCUUCGAUCUCAUCGUUUGCGCCAAUGUACUUCACGCGACGAAGAGCAUCCAGGAGACACUAGCGCAUUGCAAGUUGCUGUUGAAGCCAGGUGGCCGUCUUGUCUUGUCCGAGGUGACCAUCAAGCGCAUCUUCUCCGGGUUCAUCAUGGGGCCGUUGCCCGGCUGGUGGCUAGGAGAAGCGGACGGUAGGAAGGGAGGUCCACUCUUGGAUGCUGAAGAGUGGAACGUCGCUUUGAAGCUGGCCGGAUUCUCGGGUGUUGAUGUCGAUAUCCGCGGUGAUCGAGAAACUUCGAAAGAGCCUGUCUCGCUGCUCAUUUCGACUAAGCCCGAGACUACAAGUCCUAGCCUACCUCCUUGCUUGGUCAUCACCACUGGGACUGAAGCGACGGGCAGGCUUGCCUCUGCCAUCCAGGGAGCAUUUGCCUCCGCUGGCCAUGACACAAGCAUCGCCCAGUGGAAUGACAUCUCCAAAGCACACGUGGAUGGCAAGUACUGUCUCUGUCUUGCCGAAUGGGAUGACGCUGUCCUCGCCAAUCUUACCGAUGACAACUGGCGCAGAUUGCGCGAAGUUGUUCUCUCGUCUCAGGGUGCUUUGUGGAUCACAGGUGGCGGUGCCCUUGACACGCCAUAUCCCAUGAAGAGUCUGAUGGUUGGGCUUGCCAGAGCCAUUCGCAAUGAAGACGCCGGCGUUCGCCUUGCCUGUCUCGAUCUGGAGGCGUCAUCGACCAUUGACUUCGAGAGAGCGGCACAGAACACACUCAAGGUCGCUCAUGAGCACAUCAGCGGUGACGGCACCGAGGGUGAGUAUGCCGCCCGUGGUGACAUGGUCUACGUACCUCGUGUUGAGCGAAAGUUGGAAGUGGACUCGUCUUUGCGCAAGUACGAGGCCAAGGGCGAUCCCGAGAUGGUAUCAUUCAAGAGCUGUGGACGUCCCCUCAAGCUGAGCAUCAAAACACCUGGUCUCCUCGAUACGUUCCAGUGGGAAGAAGAUGAGACGUACCACACGCCAUUACCUGAGGAUUGGAUUGAGAUCGAAGUCAAGGCCGUUGGUCUCAACUUCAAGGAUGUGCUUGUGGCGCUGGGUAACCUGGCUGAGAACAAGCUGGGUGUUGACGCCUCGGGUGUUGUCACUCGUGUCGGUGCGGCUGUCACAGACAUCACAGUUGGCGAUAAAGUCAUGACCGCAUCUUGCGAUACCUUCGCCACCUAUGUUCGCUUCCCGGCCAAGGGUGCCAUACCCGUUGCCUCUGGCAUGAGCUUCGAGGAAGCCGCCUCAAUGCCACUCAUCUUCCUCACAGCCUACUACGCGCUAGUAACUGCAGGUGGCAUUGUGUCUGGCGAGAAGAUCUUGAUUCAUGCCGCUGCUGGCGGUGUCGGACAAGCCGCCAUCAUGAUCGCGCAAGCCAAAGGUGCCGAGAUCUUCGCUACGGUCGGCGCGGACGCGAAGAAACAGCUUCUCAUGGAGCAGUAUGGAAUCCCCGAGGACCAUAUCUUCAGCAGUCGUGACACCAGCUUUGUCAAGGGCGUGCUCCGUGCCACGGGCGGCAAGGGUGUGGAUCUGGUACUGAACUCGCUGGCUGGCGAGGCCCUUCGUCGAUCAUGGACUGACUGCCUGGCCAAAUUCGGUCGUUUCUUGGAGAUCGGAAAGGCGGAUCUCUUCGCCAACACCGGUCUUGACAUGAAGCCCUUGUUGGACAACAAGAGCUAUAUCGGCGUCAACCUGCUGGACUUUGAGAACAAUCCGACACCACGAGCAGUAGCGCUGUGGCAUGACACGGCGAGGAUGAUCCAUGAGGGGGCGAUCAAGCCCAUUGCGCCACUUCAAAUCUUCACCAUGGCCGAAGUCGAGAAGGCCUUCCGCCAUAUGCAGGCAGGAAAGCACAUGGGCAAGGUGGUCGUUCGCGUUGACGAUGCAGACUUGGUCCGUGCCGUACCUCGAAUUCCACGCGUACGUGUCCAGUCUGACGCGACGUACGUGAUUGCCGGCCUUGGUGGCAUCACGCGUGAAAUUGCGCGUUGGUUGGCCGAGAAGGGCGCAAAGUACCUGGUGUUCCUCUCUCGGUCUGCAGCCAGCGGCACAGACAACAAAGCAUUCGCUGCGCAACUGCAGAAGACGUACAGCGUUACGCCGCUGGCGUACGAUUGCGACGUUGGCAACAAGGCCGCUCUGCAAGCAGUCUUGAAUGACAUGAAUGCUAAGGGUUUGCCACCUAUCAAGGGCUGUGCGACAGGCGCCAUGGUCCUACAAGACUGCCUCUUCGACAAGAUGACAGCCGACCAUGUACGUACAACGGUCGGUCCCAAGGUCCACGGUACCUGGAACCUGCACGAGCUACUGCCACGCGAUAUGGACUUCUUCGUUAUGCUGUCUUCGCUAGCCGGUGUGAUGGGCCAUCGUGGACAGGGCAAUUACGGCUGCGGUAACAACUUCCAAGACGAAUUUGCUGCAUUCCGGCGCAACCAGGGCCUACCAGCGAUGACCAUCGACAUCGGCUAUCUUCUGUCGGUAGGUUUCGUGGCUGAACAUGACGAGUAUGUCGACCACGUCAAGGCCAUGGGGCUCAAGGUUAUGCAUACGUCGGAUCUUCAUGGUCUGCUAGCGACCGCCAUCGAGGGCCCCUCUCAGCACCCUGGGCAAGUCAUGUGCGGUCUGCCCUUCAAUGAGCACGACGACGCGUGGUACUGGAUGGCCGACGCGCGGUUUUCUGCACUGCGCAACGUUGCAGCUGGCUCCUCGGCGAAGGCUGGACAGACCAUCUCACUGCGAGAGGAGUUGACGCGAUGCGGCACAGCGAACGAAGAGGCCGUGCAGCUCAUCACAGCCGCCAUAGUGCAGCGUCUUGCGAGCCUGAUGAUGAUACCCGAGGCCGAUAUCGAUGCCGGUAGGCCGCUGAGCGCGUAUGGCGUGGAUAGUCUGGUUGCUGUUGAGGUGAGAAAUUGGGUUGCGCGUGAGAUGUUGGUGGAGUGCUCUGUGUUCGAUGUUCUGCAGAACAUCCCGAUGACGCAGCUGGCACAAAGCUUGGCAGAGAAGAGUAAGCUGCUCCUUGCACAGGCCUGA
Messenger RNA from Alternaria infectoria, 7650 nucleotides. RefSeq names its product Type I Iterative PKS (gene ALT5). Gene Ontology annotation, biological process: fatty acid biosynthetic process; secondary metabolite biosynthetic process. Lineage: Eukaryota; Fungi; Ascomycota; Dothideomycetes; Pleosporales; Pleosporaceae. Gene Ontology annotation, molecular function: 3-oxoacyl-[acyl-carrier-protein] synthase activity; oxidoreductase activity; phosphopantetheine binding. The transcript has 5 exons. The coding region runs from base 1 to 7650 and encodes 2549 amino acids. The record is from RefSeq and is a predicted model, not a curated record.